UUGACGCUUCGUUCUUUCGUGGGCGGGGGGAAAGCCCAGCUGCGAAACUCUGGCCGCGAACUCUCUGGCAUCGCCGUCCCGGCCUCGAGCCAUCCACGUUCCACGGUCUCGAACUCGAAGCCCAGCACCACGCGACCACGAGCCGCCCUUCUCCGGCGGCGUCGCAGUGAGCCCGGCAUGGCCAUGCUACUCCGCCGCCGACUCCCGCUGCUCCGCCUCCUCCGGCCGCUGCAUACUGGAUCGAUGGCUUCGAUCUCUUCGUCCUCCACACCUCCCCCUCCCCCUCCCCCUCCUCUUCAGAAACCUCACGCCGCCUUCGUGGGGCCAAGAUCACGCCGCCUGCGGUUCCCCAAUGCCGCGCCCGUUGAGUCGGGGCGGGGGGCUGGGAAAUCAUCUCCCGCUGCCGCCUAUCUCGCUAUGGGCGCGGCCGCCGCCCUCGCGUCACUGCCGGUGGCCUACGCAGACAGCAAUGAGCAGGGAGCGGUCGACACAGUAGCGAGUGCCGAUCCCGCGGUUGGGGAGGAUUUGGCCCGCAAGGAGAGGAAGAGGAUAUUGGAGCUUGUCCAGAGCCGAGGGAUGCAGCGCGGGUCAUACCCGAAGUUUGAUGUUGCAGUGAAGGGCCAGAAGGUGGUUGUUAAAUUCAACAUGCCAUCUAAUUGCAAUGUAUCACACCUUAUCGUUGAUCUUGUAACACAUAUUGGACUUGAGGCAGAACAACAUGGUGGUGGCUCAGAGGUUUUAGUGCGUGCUUGGGACAGUCCAGCUGCACGUCAAAUCACACUGAACCCUCCCAAGAAGACUAGCACUGGAGAUCACAAUGAAGAUGGUCUCUGUGUUCUGAUAUUUGAACCACUUAUUGGAUCAGAUUAUUCUGAAAUUGAAUUCAUCAAGCCUGGGAGUUUUAGUUUGAAAGAACUUGAGGCUUUGAUAAGUGCUUUAAAAAUAGCCUCUGAAAAGGGGUCAUCAGGGAAAAACACACCAAGAAAAGGAAAUGGUCAAAGAUCCAAGCAUUUGCCCUCUUUGGAGAAAGUUGUAUCUGAUUUAGAGGCUAUGGGUGUUAGAGUCUAUGGAUUUGAUGAAACAUCAAGUGUUCCAAUGGAUGGCACUGUAAUCUGGGAGAACCUUGCAGGAUAUGAACCUCAGAAAAGGGAAAUAGAGGAUACUGUACUCUUAGCUUUACAGAGUCCUGAAGUGUAUGAUGAUAUUGCUCGCGGCACGCGCUGCAAAUUUGAGACAAAUAGACCUCGCGCUGUUCUUUUUGAGGGCCCACCUGGCAAGACAUCUUCAGCUCGAGUUAUUGCCAAACAAGCAGGAAUUCCACUACUAUAUGUGCCACUUGAAGUUGUUAUGUCAAAAUAUUAUGGCGAAAGUGAGCGUCUAUUGGGAUCUGUUUUUUCACUUGCAAAUGAUCUUCCUGAAGGAGGUAUUAUAUUCCUAGAUGAGGUGGAUUCUUUUGCUAUUGCUCGAGACAGUGAAAUUCAUGAAGCUACACGAAGAAUCUUGUCAGUAAUUCUGCGACAGAUCGAUGGGUUUGAGCAGGAUAGACGGGUGGUAGUCAUUGCUGCAACAAAUAGAAAGGAGGACCUUGAUCCAGCUCUCAUCAGCCGUUUUGAUUCAAUCAUCUGUUUUGGCUUACCAGAUCAGCAAACUCGUGUGGAAAUAGCUGCACAGUAUGCCAAGCAUUUGACUAGAUCAGAAUUGGUUCAAUUUUCAUUGGCCACUCAAGAGAUGUCAGGAAGAGAUAUCAGGGAUGUGUGCCAACAAGCUGAAAGACACUGGGCGUCAAAGUUAAUAAGGGGGCAGGUUCCAAAAGAUGAGAAGGGGGAGCCGAGUCUUCCUCCAAUUGACGAAUACCUUUCCUGUGCUGAACAGAGACGUAAGUCCUUGCCUGGUAGAACGAGCCAGACAUCCAGGUCCCCUGCCCUUAAGUUAGCAUGAGGAAUGUACCUACCAGUUUACCUUUACAUGUUCAUAUAUCACAUAUAGUAUUACCGAAUGUAGUUCAGAUGGAAGUAUGUAGGCGGUUCUAAACAGUUUUUGUUAUGCGACAUAUGCUAAUACUUAGGAAAUGUGACAUCUAUGAUCUAUCCAAAUUUUGACGUCAGCACACCUAAAAUUUUUGGAGAGGAAAGCUUAAGUGACAGAUACAUGGAUUUCUUGUGUUGUUUUUUCUAAACUAACGUACAGAGAUUAUCAA
Molecule: messenger RNA, 2197 nt
Organism: Zea mays
Lineage: Eukaryota; Viridiplantae; Streptophyta; Magnoliopsida; Poales; Poaceae
Product: katanin p60 ATPase-containing subunit A1
Exons: 13
Coding region: 178-1938 (586 amino acids)
Molecular function (GO): ATP hydrolysis activity; ATP binding
Source: RefSeq, a predicted model, not a curated record